GGGAAGGCCGGGGUUGAGGAAUAACGGGGGAAGGAGGAGGGGGACAGGGGUGAGACGACGAGGAAGAGGAGGAGGAGGAGGAGGAGGAGAAGGAGGAGGAGGAAGUUGAAUUCCUCAGCUUCCCCCUCCCACCUGCAGGAGGGCUGAUGAGCGGAAGUGGGCGUGGAAGGAGUAGAGGCGUCACGUGUGAUGAGAGAAAGGGGCGGGCAGCGGACUGGGAGGCCCUGGCGCGGAGCGGAGCAUGCCGGGAUCGAUCGCGCGCUGGCCGUGGUAGAAGCAGAGGCUAAGCCGUCAGGCUGAGGAGAACCAGGCUCCAGGACGCGCGGUCUUCGCUCUCCGAUCUGAAUUGUCGAAAUGAGCAGUCGUAAAUCGAAAAACAGCAACCUAAAACAUGGAGAGUGUAUUUCACAGGUACAAAGAAUUUUACGUGAAAGAUUUUGUCACCAGAUUCCAAAAGGUAACCUAUUUGGAGUACAAGCACAGUACAGACACUUAAUUGAGCUGCUAAAACGAACAGCUCUCCAUGGAGAAAGUAACUCUGCACUAAUUAUUGGACCCAGAGGAUCAGGAAAAACUAUGAUAUUAAAUCAAGCUUUGGAAGAACUCAUGGAAAUAAAACAAGUGAGAGAAAAUGUUCUGCAAGUUCACCUAAAUGGAUUGCUGCAGACCAAUGAUAAAAUUGCUCUGAAAGAAAUCACAAAGCAGUUAUGUCUGGAAAAUGUAGUUGGAGAUAAAAUUUUUGGAACCUUUGCUGAAAAUCUUUCUUUCCUUCUGGAAGCUUUAAAAAAAGGUGACCGGACUAGCAGUUGCCCUGUGAUCUUCAUCCUGGAUGAAUUUGAUCUCUUUGCGCAUCAUAAAAACCAAACGCUUCUUUAUAACCUUUUUGAUAUUUCUCAGUCAGCACAGACUCCUGUUGCCGUUAUUGGUCUUACAUGUAGAUUGGAUAUUCUGGAACUCCUAGAAAAGAGAGUGAAAUCACGAUUUUCUCACCGGCAGAUACAUUUAAUGAAUUCCUUUAGUUUCUCACAAUAUCUUAAAAUAUUUAAAGAACAAUUAACGCUACCUGAAGAAUUUCCAGACAAGCACUUUACUGAGAAAUGGAAUGAAACAGUUCAGUGUCUCUCAGAAGACAAGAAUGUGAAAGAAGUUCUGCUGAAACAUUUCCAUGCCAGCAAAGACCUUCGAUCAUUGCAUAUGUUACUGAUGCUUGCUUUAAGUCACAUAACGUCAUCUCGCCCAUUUAUUAUUCCAACAGACCUGGUAGAGGCAAACCAUUUGUGUAGUAUGGAUUCUAAAGCAAAUAUUGUACAUGGUCUUUCAGUGUUAGAAAUCUGUCUUCUUAUAGCAAUGAAACAUUUAAAUGACAUUUAUCAGGAUGAACCUUUUAACUUUCAAAUGGUCUAUAAUGAAUUUCAGAAGUUUAUCCAAAGGAAGGCCCAUUCAGUUUAUAAUUUUGAAAAACCUGUUGUUAUGAAGGCAUUUGAACAUUUACAGCAACUAGAAUUAGUAAAAGUAAUGGAGAGAACAUCAGUAAACACACAGAGAGAAUACCAACUGGUGAAAUUGCUUUUGGACAAUAAUCAAAUUAUGGACGCUCUACAAAAGUAUCCAAACUGCCCUACAGAUGUUAGGCAGUGGGCAGCAUCUUCACUGAGCUGGUUGUAAUUUGACGAGCAGUUUAGGUAUCUGAAUAAAAUCCAAUUAUGUCCCCUUUAAAGCAGAGAGGUCCCAGGGUUGUAAAAGUUAGCAUUAUGACUUGUAAAAUUUCUUGUAUGAUAGAGCAUUUUCUAUAAGAUGCGUUCUACAUGUAGUCUUUAGCAAGCCCCUCCUUAAAAUUUAAAAGAUAAUCGUGUUGUUCCUCAAAUACUUACAGAUGAGUUCAUACGUCAUCUUUAUGCAUUACUGAACUAUUAAAAUAAUUUUGGAUUUUGUUGUCUGCUAUGUAUGAUUCUUGUUAUAUUUAGAUUUCAAAGUUUGUAAUUCUAUUUGGCUUGGUACAUGUUUAUGCAUUUGAGGAGCAUGUUUUUAGUUAAAACAUUAGAAAAGAAUAAAAUGUAAUCAUCUUAUCAAAUCUUA
Molecule: messenger RNA, 2076 nt
Organism: Trichosurus vulpecula (common brushtail)
Lineage: Eukaryota; Metazoa; Chordata; Mammalia; Diprotodontia; Phalangeridae
Gene: ORC4
Product: origin recognition complex subunit 4
Exons: 14
Coding region: 355-1665 (436 amino acids)
Biological process (GO): DNA replication initiation; DNA replication
Cellular component (GO): nucleus; nuclear origin of replication recognition complex
Molecular function (GO): ATP binding; ATP hydrolysis activity; DNA replication origin binding
Source: RefSeq, a predicted model, not a curated record